Messenger RNA from Gilbertella persicaria, 1449 nucleotides. Its product is annotated as nucleotide-sugar transporter-domain-containing protein. NCBI's taxonomy places the organism in Eukaryota, Fungi, Mucoromycota, Mucoromycetes, Mucorales, Choanephoraceae. Gene Ontology annotation, cellular component: Golgi membrane. Gene Ontology annotation, biological process: pyrimidine nucleotide-sugar transmembrane transport. Gene Ontology annotation, molecular function: UDP-galactose transmembrane transporter activity. Bases 52 to 1149 code for a protein of 365 amino acids. The transcript is spliced from 4 exons. The record is from RefSeq and is a predicted model, not a curated record.
CUUUAUUUUUUUCCCUCUCUUUCAUUUUCAUUUUUUUUUCUUUAUUGUUUAAUGCAUCCCCUAAAGAGGACAUUCCGAAAAAAGCAUGAAUUGCCCAUUUCCAAUAAAACUCAUUCAGUACACACCAGCCACCAAAUAUUGAAUCCUAAACAAUUAUCGCUCAUCACUCUUGUGAUUCAAAACAGUAUGUUGGUCUUGUUAAUGCGUUAUUCGAGAACCAAAUCAAGCGAUGAGCCUAUUUAUAUUGCAUCCACUGCUGUCUUUAUGGCUGAAGUAGUCAAAAUUGUGGUGUCAAAAAAUAAUUGUCUUGAUAUGCUCUAUUUGCAGAUCAUUAGGAAGCCACAAGAAGUAGCUAAAAUGCUGAUACCCAGUGGUCUUUAUGCUUUACAAAACAACUUGCUAUACAUUGCUCUCAGUAAUUUAGAAGCAGCCACAUUUCAAGUCACAUAUCAACUUAAGGUGCUCUCUACUGCCGCAUUCUCCAUAUGGCUAUUAAAUCGAACAUUAAACCAAAACCAAUGGAUUGCUCUCGUGCUAUUAAUGAUUGGCGUCACAUUAGUACAAUCAGAGAGCAUGACGGGAUCAGUUUGCCUUGACGAUCAACAACCUUUAAUAGGGCUGUUAUCUGUCUUGGCCAGCUGUGUUUCUUCAGGAUUUGCAGGCUGUUAUUUCGAAAAGAUUCUCAAGACAUCUACAACAUCCAUGUGGAUUCGCAAUAUUCAAUUGGGAAUAUGUGGCGUUACUUUUUCACUCUUGGGUAUGCUUUUGUCUGACUUCCGAUUCAUAAGAACGCAUGGCUUAUUCUAUGGAUACAAUGCUCUCACUUGGCUUGUUGUAACCAAUCAGGCUCUAGGUGGAUUAGUUGUGUCCUUGGUAGUCAAGUAUGCUGACAAUAUCCUAAAGGGUUUUGCAACAAGCAUCUCCAUUGUUUUGUCCGGUCUGAUAACCUUCGUAUCUGUUUUUAACAGGCACAGCCAUUGUCAUUGUAGCGACUGUACUUUAUGGAAAAUAACACUUUAUAUAGAAAAAUUUAUUCCAUACUGUGGUACAAAUUGGCCAAAUUGGUCAUGCACAGUUGAACCAAUAUCAUGGAAGCAUUUUGAUAAGGCAUCCAUCCAAGUAGUCUUAGAAGAAUUUAUUGGAGGCUAAAUGAACUCGUAAAAACAUUUUGCGGUUUGUCUUCUUUACUGAUCUUAAUAAAAAAAAAAGAAGCAUUAAACAAAGGGAACAAAUUAGGUAUUUUGUACUACUCAUAAUGGGUCUAUUGUUGAAGAACUUUAACAUUUUAAAGUCUAACAAAGUGCACCUAAAGCAAUGUUUAGUUUUAAUAGUAAAUUGUGUUUUGAAAUAUCUAAGAAUGGUUAUUUUUGUCAAAAUAAGCUUGUAAAAAUUACAAGGUACAUGGCAAAGUAAAUUGAUAGCUUGUUAGAGCAAAUGCUUAAAUUUAGG